UUGGAAUCUAUCAGUUUGAAACAGGGGAUUCUCAAAUUUCUUCCAUUGAUGUCGAACUCUAAGGGUGGGGAAGAUCAGGGUAAUGCGCCAGUAAGGAGGAUAAGAAACCGUCCAGGAAUGCAUGAUCCAGAUGCUGAGGUAAUUGCUUUGUUACCUGAAAUUCUGUUAGAUAUUGCGACUCAUGUCUGCACUGUGUGUAAUGAAGACUUCCAGCGCGUACAAAAUCUAAGGUUUCACAUGAGAACACAUAACUUGCCGUUGCCGGAGUUCCAGGAGCCGUCGCACAGGGGAGGACGCGAGGGAAAAGUCUACAUUUGUCCCGAGCCCAGUUGCAAACAUCACGACCCCAAACAAGCUUUGGGCGAUAUCACGGCAAUAAAGAAGCAUUAUGCCAGAAAACACAGCAAAGAGAAGAAUUGGAAGUGUCCAAAAUGCUUCAAGAAAUACGCAGUGGAGUCAGAUUUAAAGGCUCAUGUUAAGAUCUGCGAUGGAUCAUCUUCUUCUGCUCCCCGCACUCCGUCGCCACCUCCGUCGCCGUCGUCGCCGCCGUCGCAGACGCAAACGCCGCCGCCGCCGCAAAGGAGGCAAAGGCAGAGGCAGACGCAGCAGCCGCAGACACAAACGCAGCCACCUCCGCAAAGGAGACAAAGGCAGAGGCAGAGGCAGACGCAGCCGCAGACACAAACACAGCCACCUCCGCAAAGGAGGCAAAGGCAGAGGCAGCCGCAGCCGCAGCCGCAGACUUCUUAUGAUCUGCGCUCUAGAGCUAACUCUAUCUCCGGUAACUAUGUUUAA
Messenger RNA from Impatiens glandulifera, 795 nucleotides. Its product is annotated as zinc finger protein GAI-ASSOCIATED FACTOR 1-like. NCBI's taxonomy places the organism in Eukaryota, Viridiplantae, Streptophyta, Magnoliopsida, Ericales, Balsaminaceae. The record is from RefSeq and is a predicted model, not a curated record. Gene Ontology annotation, molecular function: DNA-binding transcription factor activity. Gene Ontology annotation, cellular component: nucleus. Bases 49 to 795 code for a protein of 248 amino acids. The transcript is spliced from 2 exons.